AUUCCUGCGGCGGGCAGCAGCAGCAGCUCUGUUCUUGUGGUGAUUUUGUGGAUCCGGAUCGUCUCGGUCUGGACUUGGGACUUGGACCGUCUUCCUCAGAGGCCUCAGCGUGGUACUGCCCAUGUGACCUUGGCUCUGGUGACAAGGUCAGAAGUGAAAGGUCAUGAUGACAACUGUGGCCACUGAGUUUGACCACAUGGAGCUGCAGCAGCACUACAGCAGCAAUGACACGGUCAACAACCGCUGGGACGACGACUGGGACAACGAGAACAGCUCGGCCCGCCUCUUUGAGCGUUCCCGGAUCAAAGCCCUCGCAGAUGAGCGUGAGGCUGUUCAGAAGAAGACCUUCACGAAGUGGGUGAACUCUCACCUGUCCAGAGUCUCCUGCCGGAUCACUGACCUCUACACGGACCUGAGAGAUGGACGCAUGCUCAUCAAGCUGCUGGAGGUUCUGUCGGGAGAGAGGCUGCCAAAGCCCACCAAGGGUCGGAUGCGGAUCCAUUGCUUGGAGAACGUGGACAAAGCUCUGCAGUUCUUGAAGGAGCAGCGGGUCCACCUGGAGAACAUGGGCUCUCACGACAUCGUGGACGGGAAUCACCGCCUGACUCUGGGCCUCAUCUGGACCAUCAUCCUCCGCUUCCAGAUCCAGGACAUCAGUGUGGAGACUGAAGACAACAAGGAGAAGAGAUCUGCGAAAGAUGCUCUGCUGCUUUGGUGUCAGAUGAAGACAGCCGGAUAUCCCAAUGUGAACAUCCACAACUUCACCACUAGUUGGCGUGAUGGCAUGGCUUUCAAUGCACUCAUCCACAAACACAGACCUGAUCUGAUUGACUUUGACAAGCUCAAAAAGUCAAAUGCUCAUUACAACCUGCAGAACGCUUUUAACCUCGCAGAGCAACACCUGGGCCUCACCAAACUGCUGGAUCCCGAGGAUAUUAGCGUGGACCAUCCUGAUGAGAAGUCUGUCAUCACCUACGUGGUGACAUAUUACCACUACUUCUCCAAGAUGAAGGCUCUGAAGGUGGAGGGGAAACGGAUCGGAAAGGUUCUGGACAAUGCCAUUGAGACAGAGAAGAUGAUUGAGAAGUAUGAGUCCUUGGCCUCGGACCUGCUGGAGUGGAUUGAACAAACCAUCAUCAUCCUCAACAACAGGAAGUUUGCCAACUCUCUGGUCGGGGUCCAGCAGCAGCUGCAGGCCUUCAACACGUACCGCACCGUGGAGAAACCGCCAAAGUUCACUGAGAAGGGAAACCUGGAGGUUCUUCUUUUCACCAUCCAGAGUAAAAUGAGAGCCAACAACCAGAAGGUCUACAUUCCCCGAGAGGGGAAACUCAUCUCUGACAUCAAUAAGGCCUGGGAGAGACUGGAGAAGGCGGAGCAUGAGAGGGAACUGGCUCUGAGGACGGAGUUGAUCCGUCAGGAGAAACUGGAACUGUUGGCCAGACGAUUUGACCGCAAAGCUGCCAUGAGGGAGACGUGGCUCAGUGAAAACCAGAGACUGGUGUCCCAGGACAACUUUGGUUUUGACCUUCAGGCUGUUGAGGCAGCCACCAAGAAGCACGAGGCAAUCGAAACUGACAUUGCAGCAUAUGAGGAGCGGGUCCAGGCUGUGGUGGCCGUGGCCAGGGAGCUGGAGGUGGAGCGCUACCAUGACAUCAAACGCAUUGCUGCCAGAAAGGACAACGUGAUCCGGUUAUGGGAGUACCUCCUGGAGCUGCUGAAGGCCCGCAGACAAAGGCUGGAGAUGAACUUGGGCCUGCAGAGGGUUUUCCAGGAGAUGCUCUACAUCAUGGACUGGAUGGACGAGAUGAAGAUGCUGCUGCUGUCUCAAGACUAUGGCAAACACCUUCUGGGUGUGGAGGACCUGCUGCAGAAGCACACCCUGGUGGAGGCCGACAUCGCUAUCCAAGCUGACAGGGUGAAGGCAGUCACCAACAGCGCCAACAAAUACUCUGUCAAUGGCAACGGCUACAAACCCUGUGACCCUCAGGUCAUCCAGGACCGUGUGGCCCACCUGGAGUUCUGCUACCAGGAGUUGACACAGCUGGCUGCUGAGCGGAGAGCCCGCCUUGAGGAGUCCCGCUGCCUCUGGAAGUUCUUCUGGGAGAUGGCCGAGGAAGAAGGCUGGAUCCGGGAGAAGGAGCAGAUCUUGUCUUGUGAGGAGUAUGGCAAGGACCUGACAGGGUCACUGCGCCUCCUCAGCCAGCAGCGUGCUCUUGAGGAUGAGCUGAGCGGCCGUGCCGGGCACCUCCAACACACCAUUAGCGAAGGCCAGGCCAUGAUAGAGUCCGGCCACUUUGGUGCAACCAAGAUCCACGAGCGCAUUUCUGACUUACAGUCCCAGUGGAAGGCGCUGGAGCAGCUGGCAGCCGUGAGGAAGAAGAGGCUGGAAGAGGCUUUGGCGCAGCACCAGUUCCAGGCAGACGCAGACGACAUUGAUGCCUGGACACUUGAUGCUUUACGCAUCGUCUCUAGUGGCGAGACAGGUCACGAUGAGUUCUCCACUCAGGCGCUGGUCAGAAAACACAAGGAUGCAGCAGCUGAGGUGGCCAGCUACCGGCCCGUUAUCGACUCCCUCCAUGAGCAGGCUACCUCGCUGCCCAAAGAGGAGGCAGAAUCAGACAAAGUGCGUGGACGGCUGGCUGGCAUCGAGGAGCGCUACAGUGAAGUGUCAGAGUUGACAAAGCUGAGGAAACAAGCGCUACAGGAUGCAUUAGCAGUUUACAAGAUGUUCAGUGAAGCUGAUGCCUGCGAGGUCUGGAUCGUUGAGAAGGAGCAGUGGUUGAACAGCAUGGAGAUUCCCGAAAGACUGGAAGAUCUGGAGGUCAUACAGCACAGGUUUGAGAGUCUAGAGCCAGAGAUGAACAACCAGGCUUCUCGUGUUGCUGUUGUGAACCAGAUCGCCCGGCAGCUCAUCCACAGUGGUCACCCAAGUGAGAAGGACAUCAGGAGCCAGCAGGACAAACUCAACAACAGGUGGAGCCAGUUCCGUGACCUGGUUGACCAGAAGAAAGAGUCCCUGAACUCAGCACUGGGGGUGCAGAACUACCACCUUGACUGCAAUGAGACCAAGUCCUGGAUCAAAGAAAAGACUAAAGUUAUCGAGUCUACACAGGAGCUGGGCAAUGACCUGACUGGGGUCAUGGCCCUGCAGCGCAAACUUACCGGUAUGGAGCGUGACCUGGCUGCUAUUGAGGACAAGCUGGGCGACUUAUACGGUGAAGCCCAGCGGCUGGCGGAGGAGCACCCUGAUCAGUCCAAAGCUAUUACAGGCCGCCUGGCAGAGAUCACGGCUGUCUGGGAAGAAAUGAAGAACACUCUGAAGAACCGUGAAGAGUCCCUGGGUGAGGCCCGAAAACUGCAGCAGUUUUUACGUGAGCUGGAUGAUUUCCAGUCCUGGCUGUCCCGCACCCAGACGGCCAUCGCCUCUGAGGACAUGCCCAACACAUUGGCCGAGGCGGAUAAGCUGAUGGCCCAGCACGAAGGAAUCAAGAAUGAGAUCCAAAACUACGAGGAGGACUAUCAGAAGAUGCGAGACAUGGGGGAGAUGGUGACUCAGGGCCAGACUGAUGCCCAGCACAUGUUCCUCCGCCAGAGGCUGCAGGCGCUGGACACGGGCUGGAACGAGCUGCAUAAGAUGUGGGAGAACCGGCAGAGUUUGUUGUCCCAGUCUCAUGCUUACCAGCUGUUUCUCAGGGACACCAAGCAGGCUGAGGCCUUCCUCAACAGCCAGGAGUACGAUCUUGCUCACACUGAGAUGCCCACCACACUGGAGGGUGCUGAGGCCGCCAUCAAGAAGCAAGAAGACUUCAUGACCACCAUGGAUGCCAACGAGGACAAAAUCAAUGGGGUGGUGGAGGCCGGGAGGCGGCUGGCCUCCAACGGAAACAUCAACGCUGAGCGCAUCCAGCAGAAACUGGCCUCCAUUGAUGACAGGCAUAAGAAGAACAGGGAGGCUGCUGUGGAGCUGCUGAUGAGGCUGAAGGACAACAGGGACUUGCAGAAGUUCCUGCAGGACUGCCAGGAGCUGUCCUUGUGGAUUAAUGAGAAGAUGCUGACGGCUCAGGACAUGACCUACGACGAGGCCAGAAACCUGCACAGCAAGUGGCUGAAGCACCAGGCCUUCAUGGCAGAGCUGCAGUCCAACAAGGAGUGGCUGGACAAGAUCCAGAAGGACGGGAGGCUGCUGGUGUCGGAGAAGCCGGAGACAGAGCUGGUGGUAAAGAACAAACUGUCAGCCCUCCAGGAGAUGUGGGAGGAGCUGGAGUCAACCACACAGACGAAAGCCCAGUGUCUGUUCGACGCCAACAAGGCGGAGCUCUUCUCCCAGAGCUGCACCGACCUUGACAAGUGGCUCGCCGGCCUGGAAGGUCAGAUCCAGUCUGACGACUACGGCAAAGACCUGACGUCUGUCAACAUCCUCCUGAAGAAACAACAGAUGCUGGAGAACCAGGUGGAGGUUCGUCAACGGGAGGUGGUGGAGCUGCAGAGUCAGGUGAAGGCUCUUGGUCAAGAGGUGAAGGAUGCCGAUGAGGUGGACAGCCGGCAGCAACUAGUGGAGAAGAAGUUCCAAGAGCUGCUGGAGCCACUGCACCACCGCAGGAGUUUCCUGGUGGCGUCCAGAGAGGUCCACCAGUUCAACCGUGACAUCGAAGAUGAGAUACUCUGGGUUCAGGAGAGGAUGGGUGUGGCCACGUCCACCAAUCACGGACACAAUCUGCAGACUGUCCAGCUGCUCAUCAAGAAGAAUCAGACUCUGCAGAAGGAGAUCCAGGGUCACCACCCACGUAUCAACGACAUCCUGGAGCACAGCCGGAGCCUCCUGAAGGACAAAUCAGCGAAUGCUGAUGCCAUUCGCCAGCGGCUGGCUGAUCUGCAGGAGCUGUGGCGGCAGCUGACUGAGGAGGUGGAGCAUCGCCACAGCAGGCUGGAGGAGGCGCACAAAGCUCAGCAGUACUACUUUGAUGCUGCAGAGGCUGAAGCCUGGAUGAGUGAGCAGGAGCUCUACAUGAUGUCUGAGGAGAAGGCCAAGGACGAGCAGAGUGCCGUCACCAUGCUGAAAAAGCAUCAGAUUCUGGAGCAGGCAGUGGAGGACUACGCCGAAACCGUCCACCAGCUGUCCAAAACUAGUAGAGGACUGGUUGCGAAUGGACACCCCGAGAGCGAGCGGAUCAGCAUGCGUCAAUCUCAGGUAGAUAAGCUUUACGCUGGCCUGAAAGACCUGUCUGAAGAGAGGCGGGGCAAAUUGGAUGAGAGGCUCCGCCUCUUCCAGCUCAACCGUGAGGUGGACGAUCUGGAGCAGUGGAUCGCUGAGAGAGAGGUGGUGGCCGGAUCCCACGAACUGGGACAAGACUACGAACACGUCACUAUGUUGCAGGAGCGUUUCAGAGAGUUUGCUCGUGACACCGGGAACAUCGGCCAGGAGCGCGUGGACGUUGUCAACCAUCUGGCUGACGAGCUGAUCAAUGCUGGUCACGGCGACGCAGCCACGGUGGCGGAAUGGAAGGACGGUUUGAAUGAAGCCUGGGCCGACCUCCUGGAGCUCAUCGACACCAGGACGCAGAUACUCGCUGCCUCCUUUGAACUGCAUAAGUUCUACCAUGAUGCUAAGGAGAUCUUAGGCCGGAUCCUGGACAAGCAGAAGAAGCUUCCGGAGGAGAUUGGUCGUGAUCAGAACACGGUGGAGAUGUUACAGAGGAUGCACACGACCUUUGAACACGACAUCCAGGCUCUGGGAACGCAGGUGAGGCAGCUGCAGGAGGACGCGGUGCGCCUGCAGUCAGCGUAUGCUGGUGACAAAGCUGAUGACAUCCAGCGGCGGGAGAGCGAGGUGCUGGAGGCGUGGAAGAACCUGCUGGAGGCAUGUGAUGGACGCAGGCUCCGCCUCCUUGACACCAGUGACAAGUACCGCUUCUUCAGCAUGGUGAAGGACCUUAUGGCGUGGAUGGAGGAUGUCAUCAGGCUCAUUGAAGCCCAGGAGAAACCCCGUGAUGUGUCUUCAGUGGAGUUGCUGAUGAACAACCAUCAAGGCAUCAAGGCAGAGGUCGACGCCCGUAACGACAGCUUCACCGCCUGCAUCGAGUUGGGAAAAACCCUGCUGGCCAGAAAACACUACGCAUCACAGGAAAUUAAAGGGAGACUGCGGCAGCUGACUGACAAGAGGAAAGAAAUGAUUGACAAGUGGGAGGAUCGAUGGGAGUGGCUACGACUCAUCGUCAAACCGCACACCAAAGAUCCUUACCACAGCCCUAGCAUGUAG
This is a messenger RNA of Thalassophryne amazonica, 6259 nucleotides long. RefSeq names its product spectrin beta chain, non-erythrocytic 1. Gene Ontology annotation, biological process: actin cytoskeleton organization; protein localization to plasma membrane. The record is from RefSeq and is a predicted model, not a curated record. Bases 164 to 6259 code for a protein of 2031 amino acids. Gene Ontology annotation, molecular function: structural constituent of cytoskeleton; actin filament binding. Lineage: Eukaryota; Metazoa; Chordata; Actinopteri; Batrachoidiformes; Batrachoididae. Gene Ontology annotation, cellular component: spectrin; cell projection; cell junction. The transcript is spliced from 30 exons.